AUUAUAUUUCAGUGUCUUGCGUGCUCCUUCUGACAUUCAUUUUGGAAGUGAAUAAGGACACAAAACCACAUUGUUUAGGAAUAAUGCAACGUCAAAAUGUUAAUACCUUUCUGCUGGUGGUAGUUGGCAUGUCACUAACUGGGGCCAUUUAUCUGGGAUACACCUACACCUGGUUUAGAUGUGGAGAGCAAAGACAGUGCCUCAAGUCAGGAGAGCAAAGGAAGUGCUCCAAUUCAGGAUUAAAGGAACAUCAGAAGAACUUGUAUAUGCACUCACCACAAGGACUUUUGAACAAACAGCCCAGUGUGGUGGGCCCAGAAGGCAUUAUUUCCCUGACACCAUGGUUGGCCCCAAUUGUAUGGGAAGGUUCUUUUGAUUCAAUGCUUCUUGAUUCUAUCUACAAACAACAAAACAUCACUAUUGCGACUACAGUCUUUGCUCUUGGAAAAUACACACAGUUUCUUACAGCUUUUCUGGAGUCAGCAGAGCAACAUUACUUUGUUGGAUUUCGUGUGCAUUAUUAUGUGUUCACUGACAAACCAGAGGAGAUUCCCUUAGUAAAACUAGAUAAAGAACGGCAAGUGGUGGUAUUAAAAGUCCCUAGUUCUACCAGGUGGCAGGAGAUCACUUUGCGCAGAAUGGAAAUGGUGGAGAAUCUGAUUGAGGAUCGAUUGGCCUAUGAAGCUGACUACAUUUUCUGUCUGGAUGUGGAUACAAAGUUCUAUGGCCACUGGGGUGUGGAGACUUUGGGUCAUCUGGUUGGUGUGAUACACCCUGGUUACUACGAAACAGCACGUGAACAAUUCCCAUAUGAGCGUAGGCCAGAAUCACAAGCCUUCAUUCCCUCAACAGAGGGUGAUUUUUAUUAUGGUGGAGCUGUGAUCGGUGGCUUAGUGAAAGACGUGCAAGAGCUUACUAAAACCUGCCGGGUGCAGUUGGACAUUGAUGCUGCUAAGUCCAUUGAGGCAGCAUGGCAGGAGGAGUCUCACUUGAACAAGUAUUUCCUUUAUAACAAACCAAGUAAGUUGCUCUCACCUGAGUAUCUGUGGCAGGACUUUAAAGCGAAAACAAAAGAGGUUAAAAUAAUUCGCUUUUCUCAAGUUAUUAAAAAUUAUGCUGCAGUUCGUCCCAACCCAUAGCAGAUGUUAAACUAAAACAUGAGCAUUUGGAAAAAGUGUGGGUCAAAAGACUUGUAGACGAGAGAUGUAAAAUUAAAUAAAACAUUUUUUUUUCUUUUUUUUUUUUUUUUACACAGAGGCAUUGUUACUAUAACAUAAAAAGAAAAAAAUAUUUGAGUUUUGGAGUUUGUCAGUUUUACAUACUUUGCGCUCAAUUAAUAUUACUGUACCUAUCAACACAAGCAGAGGCAAAGGAGAAGGCAAAGAAAUCCAUUUGAACUCAAAAUUGUGUUACUGUGUACAUUUUAAUGCAUCUGAUGUAUUUGGGGGAAAAACAGGUAUUGUAAUUCCUUAAUGUCAUUUUUAUUUUUCAUGACACAGAUUCAGUAUUUGUACCCAUGCACAAUAUGAUUAAUGCUACUUUUAUGUGACAGCAGGUCCAUCUGUACCUAUAAAUGAUCUUAAUUUAAUUUUACAUUGUACUGACAUUUCUAAUUUCUGCACUAAUACUCAAUGCUUUUAUAUGUAUUUCACAGCAAUUUGCCUGAUUAAAUGAUGGUAAG
This is a messenger RNA of Xyrauchen texanus (razorback sucker), 1681 nucleotides long. RefSeq names its product globoside alpha-1,3-N-acetylgalactosaminyltransferase 1-like. Gene Ontology annotation, cellular component: membrane; Golgi apparatus; vesicle. The transcript is spliced from 8 exons. Gene Ontology annotation, biological process: carbohydrate metabolic process. NCBI's taxonomy places the organism in Eukaryota, Metazoa, Chordata, Actinopteri, Cypriniformes, Catostomidae. The record is from RefSeq and is a predicted model, not a curated record. The coding region runs from base 84 to 1139 and encodes 351 amino acids. Gene Ontology annotation, molecular function: hexosyltransferase activity.